AUGAGGAAACCUAGCAGCGGCGCGACCAUUCUCUGUGGGACUCCGUGGGAAAUGCUGGAGGCCACAAGUGCAUGUGACGUGGAUCGGCUGACUGGCGAUCGGGAUCUGCGACGUCCCCCUGAGUAUACUGAACUCCAAGCCCCCCUCACAGAGCAUCGGCCUAAGUACUUUGAGCAGCUGUAUCAGGUUGACCCUCCAGCAAUUAGUUUGGACGCAAGUGGCGUUGCAGGCCUUGCAUGCUGUCCUGGUGUUCUCCUGGUUGUCCGCAUACCAGGCAAGAUUCUCGCCCAAAUGUCUCUGAGACGGAUCCAAGACCAACUACUGAGGUACCAGAGACUGAAGCAAUCUGGAUUUACCCCUGCCAAGUCCACAAUAGACCAUAUCAUGGUGCUUAAAAUUAUAAUGGAAUGCAGUCGUGAGUUUGCUAGUGAACUGCUCGCAGACUACAUCAACCUCAAGAAGGCAUUUGACUCGGUGCAUCGCAUAUCCCUCAGGGACAUCCUGAGGGAAUUGCAAUAA
Molecule: messenger RNA, 519 nt
Organism: Penaeus chinensis
Lineage: Eukaryota; Metazoa; Arthropoda; Malacostraca; Decapoda; Penaeidae
Exons: 4
Coding region: 1-519 (172 amino acids)
Source: RefSeq, a predicted model, not a curated record